Messenger RNA from Pogoniulus pusillus (Red-fronted tinkerbird), 1363 nucleotides. RefSeq names its product endonuclease G (gene ENDOG). The transcript is spliced from 3 exons. The record is from RefSeq and is a predicted model, not a curated record. Gene Ontology annotation, biological process: apoptotic DNA fragmentation. The coding region runs from base 34 to 927 and encodes 297 amino acids. Gene Ontology annotation, cellular component: mitochondrial inner membrane; nucleus. Lineage: Eukaryota; Metazoa; Chordata; Aves; Piciformes; Lybiidae. Gene Ontology annotation, molecular function: RNA endonuclease activity; single-stranded DNA endonuclease activity; nucleic acid binding.
UCCGUGGGGCGGCGCCGCCGGCAGCCGUGGGCCAUGCUGCGGGGCCGGUGGCUGUUGCCCAGCGUCUCGCUGGCUCUGGGCGCAGGGCUGGGCGCGACCUUCGCCGCUCGCCGCCGGGCCGAGGGCGAGGCCGAGGGGCUGCUGAGCCGCCUGCCCGUGGUGCCCGCCGUGGCGGCGGCCGGUCCGCCGGCGCUGCCGGGGUCGGGGCGGCCCGAGCUGACCAAAUACGGGCUGCCCGGGCUGGCGCAGCUGCGGAGCCGCGAGUCCUACGUGCUGUGCUACGACCCGCGGAACCGCAGCGCGCUCUGGGUCAUCGAGCAGCUCAACCGCGGCAGCCUCAGCGGCGCCUCCGACCGCGCCGCCUGCGACUUUCGGGAGGACGACUCCGUGCACGAGUACCACCGGGCCACCAACGCCGACUACCGUGGCAGCGGCUUCGACCGCGGGCACCUGGCCGCCGCCGGCAACCACAGGUGGAGCCAGCAGGCCAUGAGGGACACCUUCUACCUCAGCAACAUCGCCCCGCAGAAUCCUCAUUUAAACCAGAACGCCUGGAACAACCUUGAGAAGUACAGCAGAAGCCUGACAAAGCACAACAAGAAUGUCUACGUCUGCACAGGACCCCUCUACCUGCCCAGGAUGGAGGCCGAUGGGAAGAUGUACGUCAAGUACCAGGUAAUUGGGAAGAACAAUGUGGCCGUGCCCACCCAUUUCUUCAAGGUGCUCAUCCUGGAGAAGGAGAGUGGGGACAUCGAGCUGCGCUCCUACGUGAUGCCCAAUUGCCCCGUGGAUGAGAAAAUCCCUCUGGAGCACUUCCUGGUUCCCAUUGAGAGCAUCGAGAGAGCCUCAGGGCUGCUCUUUGUGCCAAACAUCCUGAAGAGAACCAGCAACUUGAAAGCCAUCACAGCUGGAACCACCCACAGCUGAACACGUCCAGGUACCCCUGGGAAAGGGCUUAGCAGCCCUCUGCAGUGCCAGCUCCUGCAGCAUGAGUUGACAGGAGUCAGACACUGCUCCUCCUGACCCUCCCCUUGUCUCAUCUGACAUUGAAACACACAGCAGCUCCUGCAGAAGACUCCUGGGUGCUUGACAGCAUCGUGGCCCUGCAGCCACAGCAGCUGGGGAGUGCUGGGCUGAUGGCUGGACUUGAUCUUGAAGGUCUUUUGCAACCCUUAUGGUUCUGAUUCUACAGGGCUAGGAUUUGGCUCUGCUCUGCAGUGUGGAGCUGCUCCCUUGGGCUGUGUAUGGGAAGUUCCUGUUUCUGCUGCUCAGCAGAGCAGGGGAGCAGCUGCGAUGAGGCUCCUGCCUUUGUGUGGCUCUUUUGUCUCAGAUGGGCUCAUCAGUAAAGCUUUGCACACCCACA